This is a messenger RNA of Eublepharis macularius, 453 nucleotides long. Its product is annotated as intercellular adhesion molecule 1-like. The record is from RefSeq and is a predicted model, not a curated record. The transcript is spliced from 2 exons. NCBI's taxonomy places the organism in Eukaryota, Metazoa, Chordata, Lepidosauria, Squamata, Eublepharidae. Bases 30 to 365 code for a protein of 111 amino acids.
UGAAUCCUCAGCUGAGACCUUUACACUACAUGGACGUGAACACCUCAGAGAUGGUGACCUGUGAAGUGACUGGGGUUUUUCCAGCCGAAGAGGCCCAGUUUGAAAUGAUUUUUGCUGAGGAGAGAUUGAACCUCAGUGUGACUGUGCGGGGGGAUGUGGCACGGGCCCAGGCUCAGGUCUCGUCCUCCGUAGCGGGAAGCCACACCCUGAAAUGCACAGUUUCUCUGGGGCCAGUGACCAAAACGGCAAAGGAGAAAGUAAAUGUGUACUACUAUACAGGGAUCAUUGUGGCCAUUGUCUCGAUAACCACGCUAGCUAUCACACUGUUGGGAAUCUGCGUCUAUUCCAGCUGUACCAGGAAAUAGCAGAGCGAAUCAAGCCACAGUGAGUUGGAAAAGCUUCGUACAGUGACUCAGAUGAGGAAUCUGCAAAACACUUUGCAGGUGGGAAAAU